Molecule: messenger RNA, 1371 nt
Organism: Myodes glareolus (Bank vole)
Lineage: Eukaryota; Metazoa; Chordata; Mammalia; Rodentia; Cricetidae
Gene: Sirt3
Product: sirtuin 3
Cellular component (GO): nucleus
Molecular function (GO): histone deacetylase activity, NAD-dependent; NAD+ binding
Source: RefSeq, a predicted model, not a curated record
CCUCUAGGAGCCGUCUCCCUGCUGAGCAUCAUGGCGCUGAGCGGUCGACUGGCUUUGGCCGCGCUCAGACUGUGGGGCCCCGGAGUAUUACAGGUGGGAGAAGGCCCAUAGCCCUCUCUGUGGGAGCCUCCAGCGUCUUCGGAUGUGGGGGCAGCAGUGAGAAGGCGAAGCUCUCUCUGCAGGAUGUGGCUGAGCUGCUUCGGACCAGAGCCUGCAGGAGGGUCGUGGUCAUGGUGGGAGCUGGUAUCAGCACACCAAGUGGCAUCCCAGACUUCAGAUCCCCAGGGAGUGGCCUGUACAACAACCUGCAGCAGUAUAACAUCCCAUACCCAGAGGCCAUUUUUGAACUUGACUAUUUCUUUCACAAUCCCAAGCCGUUUUUCACACUGGCCAAGGAGCUAUACCCUGGGCACUAUAAGCCUAAUGUCACCCACUACUUCCUUCGACUGCUUCACGACAAGGAGCUGCUUCUACGCCUCUACACACAGAACAUCGAUGGGCUUGAGAGAGUGUCUGGUAUCCCUGCCUCAAAGCUGGUUGAAGCUCAUGGGACCUUUGCAUCAGCUACGUGCACAGUCUGUCGAAGGUCUUUCCCGGGGGAGGACAUCAGGGCCGAUGUGAUGGCAGACAGGGUGCCCCGAUGCUCUGUCUGUACUGGCGUUGUGAAACCUGACAUUGUGUUCUUUGGGGAGCCGCUGCCUGCAAGGUUCUUACUACACGUGGCUGAUUUCCCCAUGGCAGAUCUGCUACUCAUUCUUGGGACCUCCCUGGAGGUGGAGCCUUUUGCUAGCUUGUCUGAAGCAGUACAGAAGUCAGUGCCCCGACUGCUCAUCAAUCGAGACUUGGUGGGUCCCUUUGCUUGGAGUCCUCGCAGCAAGGAUGUGGCCCAGCUGGGCGAUGUGGUUGAGGGGGUAGAAAGGCUGGUGGACCUCCUGGGCUGGACACAAGAGCUGCAGGAUCUCAUCCAGCGGGAAACUGGAAAGCUGGAUGGACAGGACAGAUAAAACUGUUGUCACCUGCGGGAAAGUCACACAGGAGGUCCUCUCCAGGGAGACAUGCCUGAAAACAGCUCGGACAGGCUUACAAAUCCGGGCCAAACCACGUGUGACUUGGGUAACAGUCUUCUGAGGCUGCCUUCAUCACACUGCAAAGGAGCUCCAUGUGUCCCACCACUGCCGAAGCCUGUAAUGCAGAGUGCGCCUUUCUGGCAGUGGUCCUUAUAGUUAUCAGGAGGGCAGCACAGCAUGCCCAUCCAUCGCCAGACCAGGGAUAUACUAGGGUAAUCUAGCAUGCCCGUCUCUACAGAGGCAUCUUUAACAACAACAACAAAAAAUCAUUUCUUGCAUGAAAUAAAUUUUAGUAUAAAACUUG